Colossoma macropomum (tambaqui) is the source of this 4657-nucleotide messenger RNA. RefSeq names its product TLC domain containing 4a (gene tlcd4a). Lineage: Eukaryota; Metazoa; Chordata; Actinopteri; Characiformes; Serrasalmidae. Gene Ontology annotation, biological process: lipid homeostasis. Gene Ontology annotation, cellular component: membrane; endoplasmic reticulum. The coding region runs from base 1000 to 1788 and encodes 262 amino acids. The record is from RefSeq and is a predicted model, not a curated record. The transcript has 7 exons.
UUACAGGACUGGAACUGAUAAGUGAUGUUUUUGAAAACCCUUAUGUUAUUUUCAGUUUUCUGUUCUUUUUUCCAACCCAGCACUCACAAGAAUAGAUCUAUAGUGCUGUGUAACACUUCUAUUUUUGUUUCCUCUCAACAUUCUUGUAGUCUUAAAGUAGUCUGUUGUACUUGUGUAGUAUCCUGUAGUAAACCUCUGUCUUUCUCCUUCUCUCUUUAUGCAUUUUACUUCCAACCUCUUUUAUUCUUUACGUACUAUUGUUCCAACCUCUUUCUCUCUUCAUUCCAACCUUGUUUCAACAUGUUGAAUAAAACUAGUUCAUUUACUUGUUACCACAUUCAGUAAUUUGUUAGGUUGAACGACAAACCAUUUUUACAGUGUAGCAGUCCCUGGAAACUGAGUCACCACUGCGUAGCCUCAGAGCCUACUCAUGAGUGUUGGCGUUUCCGGCCUACGUACAUCAACACAAUCAAUCAUUGGCUACUAUCAGCGAGCCUACACGGCGCAGACGAUUUCAGUCCAGCCUGUUUACAUGUAAUUCACACACGCAGCCUGUCUGGCUGUGUGCAGCUGUUUGCCGGAGGUGCAGUCAGUGUCUGCGCUGUUACUAAACGGUGUGAGCGCGGUGUCGCUUUAAGAGUGAAAGUGAAAUCCGAGGCAGAGAGAAAAGAGGAGGCGCCUUGCCCUGCAGUAACCUCCUCCAGCCCUGUAGCUGCUGCAGCAUCUCGCUAGCGCCUGCCUGCUAACUCCACCGGUCUGGUUACCGAGCUGCCGAACACCGCGGAAGGGCCACACGGACCGCGGCGGCCUGAUGACGGCGUGUGCCUCACACCGUGGAUGGAGGAGGAGGAGGAGCGAUUAGAUGCGCCGGCCGUGGAUAUAUUUUGGCAGCCUGUGAUGUUUUCAUCCAUCAUCAUGCCCAACUAGCUAACGAGUACAGCAGCAGCGACGGAGCCAGCUCACACUGUUGAUGAUUGACGAGAGUGGGCUCGGGUGGCCAUGGACGCCUUCACCCAGCUGAUCCUGCUCAUCGCCGUGGUGAGUUUCUGUACCUUCCAGUGGCUCUUCCACAGCGUGAGUCCCUGGGUAUCGUCCAGGAUCAGCCCAGGCUUCCUGAAACUCAGCCACAAGCAGCAGAUUGAGUGGAACUCGAGAACGGUGUCCACACUCCAUGCGAUUCUGGUUGGGCUCUUCUGCCUCUACAUCCUCUGCUUCGAUGAGGCUGUCAAUCAGGACCCUGUGUGGGGAGAUCCUACACUGGUGAAGAUAAACGUGGGAAUAACAACAGGCUACCUCAUAUCUGAUCUGCUGCUCAUAUUUUACUAUUGGAGGGCGAUAGGGGACAAGUUUUUUGUAGUUCAUCACCUGGCAGCAUUGUAUGCUUACUACUAUGUACUGGGCCAAGGAAUGUUGCCUUAUUUUGCUAACUUCCGUCUGCUUGCAGAGUUUUCCACCCCAUGUGUGAACCAGCGCUGGUUCUUUGAAGUGUUAGGUUACCCUAAAACCUCCAGACCCAACAUUGCCAAUGGGGUGCUGAUGGCGGCUGUGUUUUUCAUGGUACGGAUCGCGGUCAUGCCUGUUUACUACAGCCGUAUGUACUCUGUAUAUGGCACGGAGGCCUUCUACCGCGUCUCCUUUGGCGGUCGCAGUGCCUGGAUCUUCUCUAGCAUCUGUUUGGACAUCAUGAACAUCAUGUGGAUGCAUAAGAUCGCUCGUGGCUGCUACAGGGUCCUGCGCUCUAGCCAACGGCUCAAAGCCCAGACUCAAGAGAAUGGAAAAACUGACUAAGCAUGAUGAAACAUUCACUCUCUGCAGUGGGGGGAAUUCGAGGAAGUCUCUUUCUCUCUCCGUGCACUCUUGACUUUCCCAGUGACAGUUUGUGAGUCAGUCAGCCAGCAGAAGCGUGCUGCUGCCGAACGUUUUGAACUGUCCUCCUCUCUCUCUGAGGCCAAGCAGGGAAAUGAGGCUAGACAUCUUGUGACAGCAGAGGGAAGCAACUACCCCUGAGCAAUACUUACAGUACAUGGCCAACACUUUGAGUAAGCUUCACGCUGUAACAGGACCACUGAUGUCACAUUGAGCUGACCACUGCUGGUAAAGACACUGAGGUCAUGACCCACAGCGCCUGUAAGCACUGGGGUACAAAAAAUGCUGUACAGCCGCUGAAGCACCAGGAUUUUUAUUUUGAUUUUAUUUGAUUUAUAUGUAUUUUUGAAAGCCUGAGGCUUUGAUUUUAACCUUCAUUUGUUAGUUCUUGAUAAGAGGACCACGGCGUUGUGAAAAAGUGUGCCACAUGCUUCUAAUUUAUUCAUCAAAGCCAGAGCCUGUCUGAAAAGAGGGCAAAAAAAUGUUCAGAGUGUCAUAGGGCCAUCAUGUUUACUUUGAAGUUAAACUUUAUACGCUGACUGUGAGAGAUUCGUCCUCUCACCUGCACUGCACUAAACCAGGACUCGCUCAGAUCACAUGCCGUACCUGAACAGGACCCAAGAUGCCGUCUACAUGUCAGAAAGAGGCUGAGAAGGUGUAACUGUGAACCUGCACGCACAUUUUAAAUUGACAUGAAGUAUUUUAUACUGAGAUUGUAGUGAUCAAGAAGAACUUUGCUGGUGUGCCGGAUACACUGCAGAUUUUUUGCAGGCAAAAUCAUGUCAGAAGGGAUUUUAUGUAAUGUUUGCUAGGUAGCCGAGAUGUUUUUCACCUCAGAUUUGAUUCGUAGACUUAAGGCGUAAUCGGACAGUUUCUCACUCCACUCUGCCGUGAUGAUUUCAAGGUGGUUUUUGAUUUUAAGUAUGAAAUCGGGAUGCGGUUUACAAACAAACAACAUUUUGAAGGUCUCUCCGCAACACGGCUUCAUCUGUGUCCUCUUUGUACAGUCGAUAGGUGCAUGCUGCAGUGUGGUUCUCUGAAUGUUUGCAUUGUAGAUAGAAACUGGACAUACAAAAAUACUCAUUUGAAUUAAUUUUGUGUACAGUGUAAUCCAGUCAAUAUAGAACAUAAAUGAUCUAAUAUUUUGGAUUUUUUUUUAAGGAUGUCUGUGUGUUACGAUUAGGGAUGGUAGAACUUCCUUGUGUGCUCAAACAAAAGCAAGAAUUGAGAACUUUUUCUGCAUCAUACCUUAUUUAUUUGAACCAGUCCAGCACUGGAACAGCAUGUACCUGCAUAUUUAUUCUUUUUAAAGGAAAUGUAUGAUAUACGGAUAAAAGGUGUUUAUCUAAGUAGAUAUAUACAGAAUCAAGAAGGAGUCUACGACACAAGGACAUAUAUUACAAUCAUUUUAGGCUGCAUUAUGUGUCACUUUGUAGGACAUUUUAGUGUAGAAUGUUCAUACUAUACGCACUCUUGCAUCCAAUGGCAACUCACCUUCACAAAUAAUAGAAGUAGUGGAUGCCACAAGUUGUUGUCUGUUUUAUUAACUGAAAAAAAGUAUUUAUUAUGUAUGGAUGUGAGAAGGACGAUGUGAGAUUUACAAGAAUGGUUUGCUCUUUUAAAAAUUGCCAGAAGUUCUAUUUUUUAAUGAAUAUACUACUUGAAUCCUUGCUCUACCUUAUUGUGAAAGGCAGACACAGUGAAUUCUUUUAAUUACAGUAUGUGCAAGAUGAUUCCAGUCGUAACAUUUUGCCUUUACUUGUUUUGCAGACAUUUGUUCCAGAUGCCUUUUCUAGGAAUGUUUCUUUACUAUUUUUACCACUUUCCAUUCAUGUAAGGUUAUCAUAUCUUUAUGGUUUUCAUUAUGUUUGCAUGUCUUUUUUUCUGCUUGCCAUAGGCCUAAUGUAGGAACAUUGACCUUAACGUUUGCCUUUUUAUUUUUGUUUGUAUUGUUUAGUUUGAAUUUGCAUCAAUUCAGGUACACCAGCAUAAGGCAAGUCUUAACAUGAUUUUAAAGCCUCACCAAAUUACCACAGGUUACCCCUCUAUUACACAUUUAGAAGCCAUUGUUCCUGAUUCUUCCUUUCCUUGUUGUCUUAUAAAACAUUAAAUGUGUUCUUUAUUGUUUCUUUAUUGAUCUUUUCUUUUUAAAGAGCUUAGUGGGAGUUGGGCUGUUUAACAGUCAAAUUUAAGUCCGUGUCUUCAGGUGAAACUUGAGUGUGUGUUUAAUUACUCUGAGAAUGAAACCUCCAAACGUGGGCUAUAAAUCGAUAUAAAAAGGUUUGUAAUUUGUUUUUCUGCUUUGGGGAUAUUAAUUAUUACAUCUUAAAUUCUGGAUUUUAUUGUGUAAUUCUUGAUGCUCCAUUCAUUUAGCUCUUGGAAUUAAGUCCAGUAACUUCAUGGAAAAACACCUAAACAUGUUUGUGUGUGUUAGCCUGGCUGAUGAGCUGUUUUGCUGCCGGAUUAAGCUCCAUGGAGCAAACAGUCUCAGCAUGAGGUCAGGUAUGCCCGGCUACCUCUGUAUCACUUUUUUCUCAUGUUCACUUCCCUUUUCUUCAUAUUUCACUUAAGGUUUCUACAGUUGUAAUAGUUUGUAUCUGUUAACCAAAGUGUGUAGAAGAGUUUUAUGCUCACAUACUCAUUGAUAAGGGAUUAAUGAAGAAGGACCAGGAAUUUAUGAACGUCAAAUCUAUUUUUUAAAUCUUCACGUCUGUCUUAAUUUUCUGUCAUAAUGCCAUUUGCCUCAAUAAAGCAAUAUGUUAAUUUUGUUUCAGUAAAAUCUUGUCUCUAA